Molecule: messenger RNA, 6684 nt
Organism: Acanthaster planci (crown-of-thorns starfish)
Lineage: Eukaryota; Metazoa; Echinodermata; Asteroidea; Valvatida; Acanthasteridae
Gene: cdk7
Product: cyclin dependent kinase 7
Biological process (GO): protein phosphorylation; positive regulation of transcription by RNA polymerase II
Cellular component (GO): transcription factor TFIIH holo complex; cytoplasm; nucleus
Molecular function (GO): ATP binding; RNA polymerase II CTD heptapeptide repeat kinase activity; cyclin-dependent protein serine/threonine kinase activity
Source: RefSeq, a predicted model, not a curated record
UUAUACCGCCCUCGUUAGUUAUCAUUUUGCAUCAUGGCAGCACGCUGUGCCCUUGCUGGUGAUCGCUCAAAACGUUAUGAAAAAAUCGACUUUCUUGGCGAAGGGCAGUUUGCAACAGUGUACAAAGCCAAAGAUAUUGAAGCCAACAACAGAAUUGUAGCUGUUAAAAAGAUCAAGCUUGGUCAUCGGAGCGAAGCAAAAGAUGGCGUUAACCGCACUGCCCUGAGAGAAAUCAAGCUACUUCAGGAGUUGAAGCAUGACAACAUCAUCGGGUUGCUCGAUGUCUUUGGGCACAAGUCCAACAUCAGUUUAGUGUUCGAUUUCAUGGACACAGAUUUAGAGGUCAUUAUCAAAGACAACAGCUUAGUCUUGAAACCAGCGGAUAUUAAAGCCUACAUGAUCAUGACGCUGAAGGGCCUGGAAUACCUGCACAACCACUGGAUAUUACACAGAGACAUGAAGCCCAACAACCUACUCAUAGAUGCCGAUGGGAUUCUCAAGAUUGGAGAUUUUGGUCUGGCCAAGUUCUAUGGUAGCCCUAACAGAGUUUACACACAUCAAGUUGUCACAAGAUGGUACAGAUGUCCAGAGUUGCUAUUCGGAGCUCGAAUCUACGGUGUCGGGGUGGACAUGUGGGCCCUGGGCUGCAUACUGGCUGAGCUGCUCCUGAGAUUACCGUUCCUACCGGGAGAAUCUGAUCUAGAUCAGCUGACCAGAAUAUUCCAGACCCUGGGCACAGUGACCGAAGAACAGUGGCCUGGGAUGACACUUUUACCUGAUUACAUAGAAUUCAAGAAGUUUCCUGGCACCCCACUCCAUGACAUAUUCUCGGCCGCCACAGAUGAUCUCCUUGAAGUCAUAGCAGCUCUUUUGUGUGUUAACCCAACAAAGAGAUGUACUGCAUCUCAGGCUCUUAAGAUGAAAUAUUUCAGCAACAAGCCGGGCCCAACCCCAGGUAGAGAUUUACCAAUGCCCGGCGCACCAGCCGCUGUCCUAAAAGAGCAGCAACACACGAGGGCAGCAAUCAAGAGAAAGCAACUGGAUGAUUCAGGGCGGUUGGCAAAGAAGCUGGUCUUCUAGCUGUCGUUCAUCAGAUUUCCACCUGACUUGACUGAUGCAAUCCCAGGAACCCUCGAGCGCCGACAAAAAAAAAACAGUUCGGAAGAAGACACGGACGCGGAGUCUCAAGCCAGUUCGCCUUUAUAUUGCUUAGUCACUUUUGCAGGGAACUACAGAGUGAGGGCGGACUUCAUUGAUGCAAUCGGGCUAAGGUCAUUGCACUCUCACAUAGAGAGAAAAAAAAAGAAAUAUUUUAACAACGCCUUUUUGAAUAGCUUAGCAAACCCUUUGGUGGAAAUCAAUGUGAUAAAACAUAAAAUUGGAAGAAAAUGGACAGUAAAUGGCCUGAAACUUUGGUUCAGACCAGUGGCGUGGUCCUUCGGGGAAGUGGGAUGCUACGGAAGCGUAUUCCUGCCAACGCGAAAAAAUGAUUUUUAUCUCGUUUAAACGACAUAGUGCUCUUUUAAACGAGACAUCUGCAUUUAUGUCUUUUACAUGAGAUACCUAGUCGUGUAAACGAGAUGAAUCGUUUAAACAAGAUAAAGUGGUUUUUUUUUCGUCCGUAGGAUGCGACCAUUUUAACAGUUACGAAAUAUAAAAGCGACGUCUCUUCUUGGCUGCAUGGUACUAGCACCCCAGCCCACUCCACUUUGAAAUUAAUGGUGCGGCCGACAAAAUGGUCCACCUGACAGCACAGUCGAGACAAGAUAUAUCAUUUGGGAACUGCUCUCCCGAAUUGCUCAAACUUUAGCAAAAUGACAAGUUUGGAGUAUGUAUCUCUUGUCGCCAAGGUCCGCUCCUUUCUCUCAUCCAUCUUGUGUAUGUUUUUGAGUGAUGGAUCAUACAGCAGAUGAGCUCCGGGUACAAAAACACAGAAACCAAGGAGACGCGGCGCCAACGCAAGUUUCCGCUCAUUUUAUUUAAACAGAAAUUGUAUGAAGGGGGUUCGAGUGAAGCAGUUGCCGUACAACAGAUCUCUAGAUCUUCAUCCAGUGACGCAAACAGAAGUGGUACAGAUUGAGUGCCCUGCUGUGGCAAAGUGAAAGGAGACAAGACAGACACGAGAGAUGGGAGUACGUCAUCAGGGAAAUGUAUGAGCAUGAACCUUGUCAAGUCUCAUGGGACAGUGAAGAAGCUUGUCGUUAUAGUGCAUUGUGAAAUAUGCGAGUUGAAAAUAUGUUCAACUUUUACUAGAUAUUUUAUAUUACUUACCUUGACGUCAAAAAUGCAAGUCCAAACCGGUGUACCAUGAAAUUUGGCCUGCGUUAAAUUCGGUCUGUUCUUGUUCAUCUAUUAGCAAGUUCGUUAUUUUAAAGCGCCAAGGUCAUUCAGGAACAAAGUACGCGUGAGCCAAUUUAUAUAUAUGGCUGCGCUGAUGGGACAGAUUAUUGCUUGUGCGCCUAGCUGUUGCCAAGUAGCCUUGUACUGAGCAUGCACUGUUUCAAUACCGAGCUGGCUCAUUGGACCCAAAACCCAUUGGGCCAGUUUGUUUCACACAGAUUUGAAUCUCGACCCCGUCGCUAGUUCGCUCCAUCCAUUUUUGGGGUCUUUGAACCAACGACGGAUCACUGAUUGCGAUCCAGAUCCGCGUAAACAAACUGGCCCAUUUAUAAAUACAAACCCACUCGUCCCACGCGCGCGUUUGUCACAUGAUAGGCCUUUUCACACUAGGCAAAUCUCGGGGUUGAAGCUGGGUUGAAAACGGGUGGCGAUUCACACUUGAACAAUUUCAACCCUGCGUCAACCCCGAGAUUAACUUCAACCCGGGCUGAAAAUUGUUUGUGCUCAUUUUCGGGUUGAACUCACUGUGAUAAGCCUAAUUCACACGAAACAAAUGUGAAACAAUGCUGGGAUGAAUGCAGGGUUGAAAAUCCAAUUUCAACCCAGGGUGCGGCCAUGAGCUUGCCCUGGGUUGAGUUCAAACUGGGUUGACAGGCUGCAAUGUGGAAAGGCCUUAUUUUUGUUCGGUGAGCGACGCCAUGUGCAUUAUACCACUGAUUACCACUAUAGAUGUGGAACACUAUUCUUGACACAACACCCGUACCUGCGUAAAUCACUGUCUUCUGAUUGGUAGAUCGUUGAUACAUGUCAUUGAAUUAUCCAUUCUAUUCUACAGGUAUCAUCGAAUAGAGCUUGAUUUCACUUGACUGGUUUCCGCCCCCAUUUCCCCCCAGGAAGAAAUAGAAAAUAACGUAGGGACGGAAACCAGUCUAAAGGCUCCUUUCCACAAUGCGCUGCGUAUACAAGGUGCGUUCAUGCGUUUCGUUUUCACGGAUACGAAAAUAAACUCCAUUAACAUACUGUCAACCGAACUCUUUGGCAGAUUAAAAUCCUCAUCAUUUCUGCUUUUUCAAAACAGAAAUAAUUUAAUUGUUGAUUGGAUAGUUUUGUCAUAUGAAACCUGAAGUCUAAUUUAGUAGUAGCAAACAUCCAUCCACUUCUUUUGAUUGUGAGAGUUUAAUUAGGCCUAAGUGCUGCCAAAGUUACCCUGUGGUUUGGGGCAACUUUUGCAGGUUCCUGAAAUUUAAUAAAAACAAUAAAAACGGAUAAUAGCGGAUAUAUAUGUUUUACAUAUGAAAAACCCUUCGGGCGAAGCUUCCAGGUGUAUUUUAUGAUAACAUUACUUCCAUAGACUCAUUUGAGAGAAUCUCAUAUCAUUCAUGUAGCUCUUUGCGAAGAUAUGACAACUACAAACAAGGGGGUGUGGCGUGUGCCAAAGUUACCUCAGGGUGCCAAAGUUGCCCUGGUUGACGUUAACACACGUGUGUGUUGUGUUCGGGCGUCAAAAUCGCCGGGGAGCGAUUUUGACGGAUACGCAACACUUGGUGCAAGUGUUGACGCGCAUAGGAAAUGGCCCCUUAGCAUGGCAAUGUACAAGGAGUGGGUAGCACUUUGGACACCAAUCUGUUCCAUUGUUGAUUUACCCUAACGUGGCGCGGCCCCUGACGUAGUGCACUUUCAUUUUUCGCUUCUUUUGCCUUAACGGAGUAAUAUUUUAAGCUCUAAUUUCAAAGUUUGUGAAAUUUCAUCAAACUCCUUGUAGGCCUAUUCUGAUUCAUAAAUCUGGAUUUUACGUUCGGGCUACACAGUUUGGAUACAUUUUUAUUUUGGCCCGAUUUUCCGAUUUUUUUCAGACGUGCAAAAUGAACUCUUUUAAAAGGUGCCGCAAAAUAGGACAAGAAUUUUCGUACAAGCUUAUGGAUGGGUAGUUAUCAACUUCAAAUGAUUUUGUAAAUGAUUAUUUGUUUUUUUUCCAGAAUUUGUCAAAUAGGCCACGUUAGGGAACACUCAGCUGAUUUCGACCAAACUUUCAGACGCCAACAGUUUCGGAUUUCUAACUUAAUUUCAUGACGAUUAAAUUGUUAACAAGGGUAAAGACCAUGUAACAUUAAGGUAAUAGUUCCGGUUUUUAACCAGACGAGUUUCAAGUUUUUCAAGAAACACGCUCGGCAACGCUGUGUGAGGAAAGUUAGGUGAACGUCGACGUAUGUCUCGUUAAGGGUCUCUACUGAAGCCCACAUACAUGAUGGUCGUUACUAGGCGAGUGGGACCUAUUAUUUUUGUUUUCCUAAAGAGGAGGAUUAAUGCAGGUAUUGUAUAAAAAAAUAAUAAAUGUUUCACAUUUGUGCAGUGGAAAGAAUAAUUUAAUUCAGUGACAGCUAAAAUGUUCGAUUCCAUUCGGCUUCGUCUCGUGAAACUAGCAUUUUGUCUGUCACCUCAUGGAUUGAUUCUUAAAGUUACACUCAUAAACAUUCUUGAACUAUGGUUUUACGGUCAACUUCAAAGAGACGGUGAUAUAAGGUGAUAAAUUUUGAAUUUUUAAUGACCAACCUAAGGCAAUAAUCCACACUAAACCUCAAAGAAUCAGACAUUUUUACUGUUUCAGCAUAUUUCAUGUUUUAUUGUGUAACUUUAGUCCAGCAUGAGUGUACAGUCAACUCGAAAGUCAACAGCGUGAGGCAAAUUUACCUAAGAAGCCGUCAUCUUUUUAAUCUAAGGUUUAUAAGCAAAUCUUGAAAAACUAUUCUAACGAUGUCGCAAGGCAUUUCUGCUCGCUAAUCUUGUCACGGUAUACAUUUCUUCAUUUACGUGCCAAUCUGUCAUCAUGGGAAUAAUUACUUCGUCAAAUUUUCUCCAAUGCUUUAAGAUAAACAUUCUUUUCUUCCAUUCAAUUUACAUUAAUUAAAUUAGCCUUGCAUCGUUUACAAGUGCGGUUGCUUGGUACCACACAACAUUUGCUGCGACUUCCUCGUCCCCAAAAAACUGUUAACACAGAGGGCGCUAAUCAUCUCAAAGCUGUUCUCUUGUCUUCAUGUUUAUAAUGAAUAAUAAAACUCGAGUUGUUAAACCCUGUGCUUAUUUUUCACCUUGCAUCACAGUUAAUUUUUGUAGUUCAUGAAUUAAACACAAUCAUAACAUAGCAGGGCAUACGUGUAAAAAAUAAAAAUUCAUAAACAUUUCUUUUCCAAAAAUACUUUUAGGUCCUACAACAGCAGUAACCACGUAAAAUAAACAAUUUACCAAAACACUUCUAUACUUGUAAUGGCAACUUUUUGAUGUGUGUCUAUUCCAGUAUAGACGGACUUAUUGACAGUAAAUUUACAAAUUUAAUCAGGGUGGGGAGAGUUGCAAGAAAUACUUCCAAACCCUUUGUCGAUUCCAGAAAACCUAACAUUAUGUACUUGGACCUCUAGCAAUUAAUGCUGUUGCAUAUUUACACACAUAAAUACAAAAUGUUAAAGGUCGCAUUAAGCUGGCAGAAUAAAUAUAUCUGUACAGAAACCACUCUUAAUGACGAAAUAUUGAACUAACUAACCAGUAGCUCUAAGUUGAUUCGGCUAAGCAUAAAUAUACAGCGAGAAUAUUGUUUUUCUUUUAAUUAAAAACCAGUGAAAGAAGUUAAUGUCGCAAAGGAUUAGAAUGAUACCUAUAGGCAAAAUGAUGUGCAUGUUAAAUUGAAAAGGUGUUCAUUAUUGAGUGAAAUCCAAAACAUUUGUUUUUGGUCCUUUGUAAAUUUAUUAAUAUUUAGUUAUUUUCUGUUAACGGGUAGAACACCUCUUUCACAAAAUCAAGCGAUAAAGAAAAGAAUCAAUACUAUAAAUAUACAAAAUUUCAGUCUUAUUUGAUUGAAAACCAAACAGCAUCAAUGGGACAAGAUGGCAGUCUUCUUUAUUGUCUUGAAAGAUUCAAAUUAAAUACAUCUGUGGUUUUGCUCCAAGAGAGCAAAACAGGCACUGACUACAUUAACCAUAAUAUGUGACCUGUCACCACAAAAUGAGCUGAAAGUCAGAAUUGUCGAAAUUGAGAUAUUGGUAUUUUUGACUUCAGCUGAAAAAGAGCUUUCUAGUGGUAUAAACAGUAAGGUGACAAUGUGACAUUUUUCUGGCAGCUUUGCGUCUUUGUUUCUGACACUGAUUCAAAAUUUCUGACCAGGCAUGAAUAACGCUAUUGUCAAACUUGGUUAGAAAAUGACAUUUUUAAGUAUCCGAUUGUGCUAACAAUUUGGAAUUAAAUAGAAGGGUUCUCUUUCCAAAUAUUUUUGGCUUUGAACUGCCACAAUAAGAAAUAGCAGAGAUUGGCUUUAUGCUCAUUUUGUAGAGAUGGGUUACAUAUAACGGUGAAGUU